Messenger RNA from Endocarpon pusillum Z07020, 3141 nucleotides. RefSeq lists its product as uncharacterized. Gene Ontology annotation, cellular component: nucleus. Gene Ontology annotation, molecular function: DNA-binding transcription factor activity; transcription cis-regulatory region binding. NCBI's taxonomy places the organism in Eukaryota, Fungi, Ascomycota, Eurotiomycetes, Verrucariales, Verrucariaceae. Gene Ontology annotation, biological process: positive regulation of transcription by RNA polymerase II. The record is from RefSeq and is a predicted model, not a curated record. The transcript has 2 exons. The coding region runs from base 1 to 3141 and encodes 1046 amino acids.
AUGGGGCACACGAAUGAUACUUUCAAUGGCAGACCUUCACUUCUGUCACAAAUUACUUCCUUUGACGAGUAUUCUUCAUCCUGCCCGCCGCUUCCUCCCGGUGCGUCGAGCCAGAGUCUACGCCCAAUCGCACCAAUACCACUGCAGAUACAGCAGCAGGAGUAUUAUGCACCGAGGAAUUCCUCUUACGCCCCCUCCGGUAGUCCUUUCACAGCUUCUCAGGCAAGCGAGAGUCUCCUCGCAGGUCCUUCCACUGCUCCUGUACAUGCAAGCAACCCAGGCCCAUCGCAACCGGGCUCGUACUGGGUCUAUGCAGAUGGUAGGGGUCAUCUUCCAUAUGGACUUGCACAGCGCCAUGGUUCUAUUUCAGGGCCAGAUCCUGGAUACCAGCGCUGGACUAGCGCUCUUACCGCUGAACAGAUGCGGAACGCAUCUCCUCUAAUACGGUCAAAUACUCUAGCAUCAUUCGAUCCAGCAUCAUCGGCCUUAAAUUAUCAAGUGCACGGUGAAAACUUGCCUCCUGUGGGACUGCCGAACCACGCACCUGCAUCUCAAUUCAAUGUCACCACAGGAGGUGUUACUCCGCUUACACCCACGCAGAUCGCCGCCUUCGAGGGUCAACCACUUCCUCCCGACCAUCCCUACUACUCAGAGGUGAGAGCACACAUCCAUGACACCACAUCGGGAACAGCUUCACAGGAACAUGAUCCCACGAGAUAUAGUGUUCAGGGAUUUAUUCAGCGUCCCUCUUUCAACUUGAGCAUACCCACGAUCAUUCAGUCGCCAGCACCUGUAUCUGCUUCCCAGGCUAACUUCGAAGAGGAAGAAGAUGAAGACGACCCAUGGGAUGUAGAGAUGGAACAUGAAGAGAGCAGCGUUCAACCAUCAGAGCAGUCCAAGCAGGACCUAAGCAAAAUGCUUGUCAUGCAUGCAUCGCGUGACGAGCGGCGAGGUACAAGAAGUUUUACCACAUUCUUGAAUGACAAAAACGUCUUAGCUUCCUAUAGACCUUCCCAUUCUGCUUUACCCCAAGCGGACGAAAAAGCUGCUCGUAUAUUCUGUCAUUUCGUUUCGUCUACAGGUCCUAGUAUCACGAUUUUUGAGCGUUCUUCCUCUCAGUUACCUUUGCCCGCCGGCCUCGCAGCAAUAUCUGGAUCCCGACAGCCUCUAUGGACCUACACUUUGCCUAGCCUUGCCCUGGAUCAUCCACCGCUCAUGCAUGCCAUGCUAGCUUUGGCAGCAUUACAUAUCUCGAAGUUGCAGCAAACUUCCCCUGGGCCGUCUAUAAAGCAUUUCACCUAUGCUCUGCGCCGACUCGGGCGUCUUAUCGGGCUCCCCAAGCGGCGCAACGAAGUUACAACCCUAGCUGCCAAUCUUCUACUCGGUUUCUAUGAAGUGAUGAGUGCAGAGACCUCAAAAUGGAAUAUUCACUUGUCCGGAGCACGAGUCUUGGCAAUGGAGAUUGACUUCGCCGGAAAGACACGCAAGAUCAGAGCAUUACGGGCGCAGGCCAAAUGCCGACUUGCACAGCUAGACCUGGAGAACCGGCCAGAUUACAUUCAAUAUAGUGGAAUACCAGAGAGUCUACUUUCAGACAGGGAUUGGGAAAUUGAUGAAGGUCUCAUCAGCACUUUCACAGGGUAUGAAGUAAAGUAUGAUUAUCAAUAUCAGACGAAUAUCAGUCAGCCAACGCACGAGAAUUCGGACUUUACCGCUAAAGACGUAGAGCUUUACAAAAUGCAGGCCGAUCUUUACUGGUGGUACUGCAAACAGGAUAUAUUUCAAAGCAUGCUCAGUGGGAACAGAUUGUUGAUGCGGUACGACCAUUGGGUAUUCUGCCCACCUCGAGGACAGCUGGGUCAGCUCGAUCUUAUCUACGCUACUAUGGACCAUUUGUGCCUUGUGUUGGCGAGACUCGCAGACUUUGGGGGCAAAGACCAGGUACGGAAGCGAAGGUCAAUGGCAGCGCAGAAUUCUCAAAAAGCACAGCCGAGCGCUGACACAAAGACACCCCCUGGACCCCCCUCAGCUGGCCAGGGGCCACCGGUGGGAUACAUGCCAACACCUGAAAACCCCCUGCCAAUGCACUCCGCUUGGGCAACACUUUCGGCAAACCUCAACGACGCAGCCUUCACCUCACCUACGUUCGCCCCAUCCCCUCCACAAACCACCGAAACCGAAAACCUGGAAGCUGAGACCCUCGCAGCCCUGGCAGAGCAUACUGCCAUAUUUCACGCCCUCGACCUGUUCGAGACCUCCCUACCACCUGAGUAUCAGCCUCUCCCCCCAGACGUUGCCCCACCCAUCAGCACCCCGUUUGGCCCUGCGCUGCAAUAUCGCACCCACACCAUCGCCUGCAUCUGGGCCUUGUACUAUGCCGGCCGCAUUCUACUUCACCGCUUGCAUCCUCACAUGCCCCCAGCAGCCAUGAUCGCGGCUCAAGUCGUCGCCGCGCAGACAACGUCCUAUGCCCAGCGAAUCGGCAAGAUCUGCGCGGGGCUCUACUACCCGCAAGAAUACAACCUUCAGACUGGAUCUCUCAAUCCUAGUCUCGGAGGCGCCUUGAUCGAGAGCACUUUUUCACUCUUCUUCGCUGCUAUACAAUUCCAAGACCCUGCGCAACGAGGCUGGACGAUCAACAAGCUGAAGGAGAUUGCAAGGUUGAGCGGAUGGCAGACCGCUGCUGCCGUCGCGGCUGGGUGUGAAUAUUCGUGGGAAGCUAUGGGUAAAGCUGGGAGGGGCCCACCAUACAGACCAACAAUGGAUUGGAGGAGUAAGGAUGACAGAGUAGGGGAUAAAGUGUUGAAGAAUCAGGCCAAGGCGGCUGCGGCGCAGCAGAAAGAGAAGAACAGAGAGGCCCAAGAAGCGGAGGAAGCGGAGAGGGCGGGGAGGGAGAGAGAGGAACAAUACUUCGUUGCUGCGGGUAAGGAUGGGCCGCCGCGUAGGAGCAGGAGCAGUAAGUCGAAUCAGGGGGGUAGUGGGGAGCCGAGCAAGGUAGGAGAAGAGGAAGAUGAGCCGGCGGCUAUCACCCAUGAUCGGAAGACGAUUGGCACGAAUCCCUAUGCGAGGACACAUUGGGCUUUGGGCUUGCUGGCGCUGGAUGAAGAUAUUGCUAAGAUUGACUUGGGCAAAAAGGGGUAA